This is a messenger RNA of Diaporthe citri, 2838 nucleotides long. RefSeq lists its product as uncharacterized. The coding region runs from base 1 to 2838 and encodes 945 amino acids. Gene Ontology annotation, molecular function: zinc ion binding; DNA-binding transcription factor activity, RNA polymerase II-specific; transcription cis-regulatory region binding. The transcript has 4 exons. The record is from RefSeq and is a predicted model, not a curated record. Gene Ontology annotation, cellular component: nucleus; membrane. Gene Ontology annotation, biological process: positive regulation of transcription by RNA polymerase II; copper ion transmembrane transport. NCBI's taxonomy places the organism in Eukaryota, Fungi, Ascomycota, Sordariomycetes, Diaporthales, Diaporthaceae.
AUGGAUAUGUCAGGCAUGGACAUGGGGACGACGUCAGGCAUGUCCGGCAUGACGAUGAGCUCAACGGCAACGACACUGACUACUUCGACGAGCGCGACGGCGAUGUCUGUCUCAUCGACGGCAACGAGUGCGACGAUUAGCACGACCACUACUACGGCUGCAGCAAUGUCUACCGGUAUGGGCUCGAUGGGAAUGAGUAUGAGUAGCGUUGUGGGCAGUGCUGGAAGAGUCUGCGAGAUACAGAUGCUCUGGAACUGGCACACGGUCGGCGCGUGCUUCAUCACACCAGAAUGGCAGAUCGCCUCCUCGGGGGCGAUGGUGGGCACCUGCUUCGGCGUCAUCUUCCUCGUCAUGGCCCUCGAAGCCCUCCGCCGAAGUACGAAGCAGUUCGACCGCUACCUCAUCCAGAAGCACAGGGAGGCCGCCGAGGCGCGGUACCAUCAAGUCUCGCCGACGGCCCCGGCGGACGCGAACCAGCAAACGCUGCCGGCCCCUGUUACGGCACCGGCCGAGUGCUGCAACGGGUCUAGGAAGUCCAGCACCACGGCCGUGAUCGGGCCCGAGUGGGUUGGAGGUGUGGGUGGUGGCGACGCCACCGCCGGCGUCAGGGAGAAGCCGGGCUUGGCUACGAAGGCUGCCCGGGGAGCUGCUGCCGCCGCCACUGCUGCUGCUGGGGGGAUAAGUGUUGUCACGAGCGGGGAGCAAGGGUGUUCUGCGCCGUUCCGACCCAACGUGUGGCAGCAGAUGAUCAGGGCGCUGUUGCAUGCGGCACAGUUUACUGUCGCGUACUUCAUCAUGAUGCAUGAAAAGAGGAGUGCGAUGGGCUUGACCAUCUCGGACCUGGUCUGUGAGGACCACUCACGCAUCAUGACCACCAAGCCGUCAGCUCGUAGCUCAGACGGCUGCUGGACCUGCCGUCUCCGGCGGAAGAAGUGUGACGAGGCUAGUCCCCGCUGCGCAGCAUGUGACUCACUGGAGAUAUCGUGCCUCUACAGCGAUGAGAAGCCGGAGUGGAUGGACGGUGGGGAGAGGCAGGCCCAGAAAGCUGAUGAGGUGAAAGCGGAGGUGAAGAAGAAGGCGGCCUGGAGAAGGGAAAGGAAAUAUCUGACCGGGAUCGAGCCCGGUAUCGAGGAGUUAAGCAUGGUCGACACCAUUUCGGACUCGACCUUCACCAGCCGUCACGAUGAUAACAGCAGAGCAGCCCACACCGGGGCGGACAAGGGUGCCUCAUCGGCGAGCAGCUCAUGGGACUCACCGCAGAAUUCCUCAUCUGAUGGAACAAGUAAUAAUACCCCUCCGUCGACGACCUCCGAACCGGGCGCUUUGUCUGCUGUGGACGGCAUGUACAUCCAGGGACAUCAUUUCGCUCCUACUGCAACAGCGCCAGGCAUCUCAUCAGCGACCUCUGCGAGUUCAGUGGCCUACAACAGCCUCGGCGAGCGUGAGCUCACCCUCCUUACAAAUUACCUCGACUAUGUCUUCCCUUUCCUCUUUCCUUUCUACCGGCCGCCCUUACUACAGUCCGGCCGAGGGUGGCUCCUCAUCCUGCUCAUGCGGAAGAGGACCCUCCUGCACUCAGCCUUGUCACUGGCGACCUACUGCUUCGCAGUCGCGACCGACAACCUGACAUCAGGGCACGAGCUCUGUCGCGAGCACAACCGCUCCGAGCUGGAGAAGCAGCACGAGCUCACCCUCAAGGAGCUGCAGCAGGACGUCGCGGUGGUGAAUCAGAAGGGAGUCGGGUCAGACCUGGUCGAAAGCGCGCGCAUAAUGGAGAGCAUCGUCCAGCUCGUCGUCUUCGAGGCCGCCGUGACGCGCAGGGUGGCGUGUGUCGAGAGCUGGAUGGUGCACCUGGACGGAGCUUUCGUCAUGUUCGAGCAGAUUAUGGAGCACCACGGCUCGAGCGGCGAGGGGGAUGCGAAGCACUACUGCUGGCACGCGAUAACGAUGCAGCUAGGGGCGGCAUCACAGAUGCCCACACUGGGUUUCUCGCCGGACGGCCAACCCUACCCUUACAAUUCUGACCAGGCGGCCAUGAAGUUCUUCACGGCGCUCCUGCUCUUUGCGGAUGUCAUUUCUGCCAUUGCGCUGGAGCAGACGCCCAGGCUAUAUAACUUCCACGGCAUCUUGCUCAACUCCGUCUCGGGGAACUUCGCCGGUGUCGACAUUACAGGGCCUCAGAUCAACCUCGAGAGUGUCGUUGGCGUCAAGAACGCCGUCAUCACCCUUCUCGCGCAGGUGGCGGACUUGCACGCCUGGAAGAAGGAGAUGAACAAGACAGGGUCGCUGUCCAUGGUCCAGCUCGUCGCGCGGGCAUCGGAGAUCGAGACGCUCCUGAGGGGGCUGAUCGAGUGCCUAGAGCAGCAGAGGCAGGACGGCCCCGCCCCGUCGGCCGCGAUAAACCCGAUCGACUUCAUCGCGCAGUACAACACCGGCCUGCCCAUCGUCCCGGGCUCGAGCACCACCUGGACAAGCCUCGUCUGGGCGCAGGCCACCCUCACGUACCUCUCCACCGUCGUGUCGGGCUGGCAGCCGUCGUGCCCCGAGAUCCGCGCCAGCGUCGCCGCCACGGUCGCCCUGCUCGCGAGCGCGCCCGCGCCCGCCUCGGUCCGGGCCGUCGUCUGGCCCUUCUGCGUCACCGGCUGCCUCGCGCUGCCCGAGGAGGAGGGAAUCUUCCGCGGCAUGGUGGAGGCGCUGGGGCCGCUUUCGAGCUUUGGGACGAUCGCUGCUGCGCUGCGUGUCAUGGAGGAGGUGUGGGCAAGGAGGGGUCAGCUUGGGCCGGAGUGGACAAUGGCUGAGGGGCUGAGAGGUGUAGGAACGGCCGUUAUGCUCUUCUGA